This is a messenger RNA of Bombina bombina (fire-bellied toad), 2358 nucleotides long. RefSeq names its product alpha-1,3-mannosyl-glycoprotein 4-beta-N-acetylglucosaminyltransferase A (gene MGAT4A). NCBI's taxonomy places the organism in Eukaryota, Metazoa, Chordata, Amphibia, Anura, Bombinatoridae. Gene Ontology annotation, biological process: protein N-linked glycosylation. The record is from RefSeq and is a predicted model, not a curated record. The transcript has 16 exons. Bases 340 to 1953 code for a protein of 537 amino acids. Gene Ontology annotation, molecular function: acetylglucosaminyltransferase activity. Gene Ontology annotation, cellular component: endoplasmic reticulum; Golgi stack; endoplasmic reticulum-Golgi intermediate compartment.
GACAGAGAGGUACCCGGACCAGCUGACAGCAUGGCACCUGUGUGAUGGAGACAAGGACACCGGAUACCGAGCUACAGCCUAGGGGUCUGUUUCACAUGCACAUGGAGACUCUGCUGAAACGAGCGCAAGAGGAAACUGAAAUCAAGAAGGCAGUUAUCUAAUCAAUGGAAGCAAACCUCCUUUCUGUUGGGCAUAACCAUGAGAGCAGUGACUCAUUUGUUGGAGCAAAUGAAGUGGGGCUACUUAUGUGCUAGAUUUAUUUAAACCUUUUUUUAUUGGUUAACCAUAAUCAAUACCAAGAAGAGCAGAGACUUCUAAGUUGUGUGAUGGUGCAAUGAAAUGAGGCUCCGCAAUGGAACUGUGGCAACCGCUUUAAUCUUCAUCACUUCUUUCCUCAGCCUGUCUUGGUAUACAGCCUGGCAAAAUGGGAAAGAGAAGUUGAUUGCUUACCAACGAGAGUUUCAUGCUUUGAGAGAAAGACUGCGUGUUGCUGAGCAUAGAACCCUACAGCGGUCUUCAGAGCUCCAUGCUAUUCUGGAACACUUUCGGAGAGUGAUAACUGAAGCUAAUGGGAGCAGAAGUGCUUUAAGUAAUGUUUCAGAUGAAACACAGAAACUGCUAAAGGAUCUAAUCAGCAUGAAAUCCCUACAAGUGCCAAAUAUAUACUACCAUAUGCCUCACUUACUAAAUCAUGAAGGGAGCCUCCAGCCUGCUGUGCAGGUUGGACUUGGAAGAACAGGAGUAUCAAUCGUAAUGGGAAUUCCAACAGUGAAAAGGAAAGUAAAGUCCUACUUGACUGAAACUCUACACUCACUGAUUGACAAGUUGUCUCCAGAAGAAAAACUAGACUGUGUUAUAAUAGUCUUCAUUGGAGAGACAGAUCUGGAAUAUGUUCACAGUGUAGCUGGAAGCCUGGAGAAAGAAUUCUCCACAGAAAUCAGAUCCGGCCUUGUGGAAGUAAUCUCACCUCCUGCUACCUAUUAUCCAGAACUUAAUAAUUUAAAAGAAACUUUUGGAGACUCAAAAGAGAGAGUAAGGUGGCGAACAAAGCAGAAUUUGGACUAUUGUUUUCUCAUGAUGUAUGCUCAGAGAAAGGGUAUUUAUUACAUCCAGCUUGAAGAUGAUAUUGUUGCCAAGCAAAAUUAUUUUAAUACAAUAAAGAAUUUUGCGCUUCAGCUGGCUUCUGAAGAUUGGAUGAUUCUUGAAUUUUCUCAAUUAGGAUUUAUAGGUAAAAUGUUUCAGGCUCCAGACAUAACACUUAUUGUUGAGUUCAUUUUCAUGUUCUUCAAGGAAAAGCCCAUCGACUGGCUUCUAGACCACAUAUUAUGGGUGAAAGUCUGUAACCCAGAAAAAGACGCAAAACAUUGCGAUAGACAAAAAUCUAAUUUGCGGAUCCGUUUCAGGCCUUCCCUGUUUCAGCAUGUUGGGUUGCAUUCUUCAUUAACAGGGAAAAUACAAAAGCUUACAGAUAAAGAUUUCUUGAAACCGCUCCUGCACAAAAUUCAUAUAAACCCUCCUGCAGAAGUCUCCACUUCCUUAAAAAUCUAUCAAGGCCACACACUGGAAAAGACUUACUUUGGUGAAGAUUUCUUCUGGGCUAUCACACCAGUAGCAGGGGACUUCAUGCUUUUUAAAUUUGACAAACCAGUGAAUGUAGAAAGGUAUCUGUUUCGCAGUGGCAACCCUGAGCACCCAGGAGACUUGUUCCAGAAUACAACAGUAGACAUUUUGCCUUUCAAGAAAGACAAUUUAAUGCUGAGGAGGGAAACCAAAGAAUUGCAAUUAAAAGAUGGCUUCUUUAGAACAGGUAAAUUUGAAGAUGGAAUAGCAGAGGGACCUGUGGACCCAGGUCUGAAUCCCAUUGCUGCAUUCCGGCUCUCAGUUUUACAGAAUUCAGCUGUUUGGGCAAUUCUUAAUGAGAUACAUAUAAAGAAAGCUCUUCCAGAUUAUUGAUCCUAAACAACAAGACAAUGCACAAGAAGCAUCAACAGUGGCUGGAUGUUUUAUUUCAUCACUGCCUGCUAUGUGCAUGUACCUUAAUUUCAAUUAUUUUACGUUUAUUUUUAUCUCUACCUCUGCGAUAUCUACUGUAAGCAGAUUGUAAAUAUGCUAACGUUUAGUCAUUGUUAAGAUUUGAUCAACAACUUGCCUAUUAUGUAAUCUUGGCGCAAAUUAUUUUACAAUCAAGGUAUACUUUCCUAUUUUUAUUAGAUGAAAGAUGUACAUAUAAAUUAUGUAAAGUCAGAAAAAAGUGUUUUAUGCAGGAAGUACUUUGAAAUUAGUUUUAUUACUACACAUUUUGUAGAUAAUCAGAGAAAAUAUAUAUAUAACUCCAGCUAAUAAAGAUAUUUAUUAUGA